AUGACUGUUGCAAUAGCAAAAGAUGAAAAUCUUGCUGUAUACCAGUUUGAAGGGUGCAACAAGGCGUUUUCUAGGCUUGAGAACCUUAAGAUUCACCUCCGGAGUCACACCGGGGAGAAGCCAUAUCUGUGUCAGCAUCCCGGCUGCCAGAAAGCUUUCAGCAACUCCAGCGACCGGGCAAAGCACCAGCGAACACACCUGGAUACUAAACCGUACGCCUGUCAGAUCCCUGGCUGCUCCAAGCGCUACACCGACCCCAGCUCGCUGCGCAAACACGUGAAAGCUCAUUCAGCCAAAGAACAGCAGGUGCGUAAGAAGCUGAAUUCAUGUACUGAUAUUGAACAAGAUGUACUAAGUGAAUGCUUGGCUAUACAACAGCUCCACACAUCUUCACAGCACAUUUUGGAUGGGAAAUGCAGUAGAUCUGUAGGUCAUCAUGAUUUAAUUACAGGUAUGUACAGCGGUUCCAGUGCUACCCAUAACGGUCCCUCACCGGGCGUCCUGCCGCCUCCUCACGACAUCCCUUCCAGACACCAUCCCCUCGAUUCCGCCCUUGCCAGUCCACAUCACCAUCAGUCACCGCUGGAGAGUGCCAGGGAAGGGCUUGCCUCCAACAUCAUCCCUCCGCUCGUCAGCCCGCUCAAAGCGCUCGUGCCCCCGUCCCUGCUGCAGAAACACGGCUCCCCGGCGCCGCACAGCCAGUCGCCCAACGGGCAGCACUUUCCUGCAGUACCAAAUAAACCCUACGCUCCGUUUCAAAACCAGCCUGUACCACAGGGAUCGCAAG
Tinamus guttatus (white-throated tinamou) is the source of this 787-nucleotide messenger RNA. The record is from RefSeq and is a predicted model, not a curated record. Lineage: Eukaryota; Metazoa; Chordata; Aves; Tinamiformes; Tinamidae.